AUGUCAUAACUUCAUAUAGUUAUCUUAAUCGUCAAAUUCAUCUAAGGAGAAUCAUAAGUCCGAAUAUCAAUGAAUUAAGAUUAUCAAUUAAUGACUAAUUCAUUUUUGAUUAAUUCAUAAGACUAUUAAGCAAAUUCCUAUUUUUCAUAUGGGAUAUGGAGUAGAUAUACCCCUUUGGGAAGAAAUAAUUAAGUAGGAACUAUUGGAAUACUUGAUAGCUCAUGUUUUCAUCUACACAACGCUAUGGGGUAAUCUACAAAGUUAUUAAAUUUCAUAUUAUUUGAUUGCCUUGAAUACCCAGCUUAAAUAAUAAAAAGAUAGAUCUUAUUUAAAGCAUCAGAUGAGAAUUGGUAUUCUUAUGAAGCUAUAAUAAAUAAUUUCAUGUAUGAAUAUACUUGGCAUUAUUUUGAAAUUACAUCAUGGCCCUUUGAAAAAAAACUUCAAUUAAUUUUUAUUUAAGACAAAAAAACAGUUUUAAAUAAAAUAAUAGAUGUUAGAAUUCCAUACAGCGAUAUUGAUUUACAAUUAACUUUUGGAGGUGGAUUAUUGAUAGAUCAAUAUCAAGAUAUUCCGAAUUUAGAAAAAGGUACAAAAUUCUCUUUUUUUCCUGGAAAGAUGGAAUUAUAGCCUAUUUAUAUAGGGAUGUAUAAAAAGCUAAGUGAUUAUUUAUUAGUGACAAAAUUAUUUACUGUUGAAUGUCAAUGUCAAUUUAAUUCUGUUAGGUAUGCUAACGAUAAAGAUUUGAAAUUUUUGGAAUCAUAUUCAUUUACAUCUUAAUAUCCUAAUUGUGAAAAUUUUGGUUUAGCAACUUGGAUUAGAAUAACUAAUAUUAAAAGUGACAUUUCAGAAUUUACAUAUAAUGUAAUGAAAUUGUCAGCAACUUUUAGUAACUCACAAUUAGCAAAUGAAAAUUUGGCAGCAUUUUAAUUAUCAUAUUUUUUAUCACCACUAAGAAAUAAAAUAUUAAUAAGUACUUACAGUUAUACAUUCCCUUUGGUGAAUUUAGAUUUCUCUGAUAAUCCUUUUCUCAUAUAAAGAGAAAUUGAUCUUUAUAAUGAUAUAAAAUUGUGGCAUUAUUUAGCAGUAGGUGUAAUUAACAAUGAAUUUACAAUUUUUAUCACAUUUUAUGAAGAUUUUCUGGAAUAUUACUAUGAAAUGUACGAAUCAGUAAAUCAUUUUCAUAUGGUAAGAUAUUAAUUAGAAUAUGGAAAUAUUAAAAAGUAAUCUAAUUAUUUUGAUGUUUAAUUUAAAAAUUUGAAUUUUGAUAAUUGUCCAUUUUAUAUUGAUUAUUUUAAUUUUUGUCAUUUUAGCUGUGAAAGAUGUGAUGGUCCAACAGAUACAGAUUGUUUAUCUUGUUCAGAAUCUUCAAAUCGUAUAUAUAUAAGAGAAUAUAAAACCUGUAUAUGUCCAUAUGAUACUAUUGAUGAUUAUUAAUGUAGAGGAUUUGAAUAAUAUAAAUUUUCUCUUAAUUAAAUUGACGCAAAUCAAUCAGUGGAAUGUUUAUUUGGAUAUUUUGAGUUUGAAGACUAAUGCACAAAAUGGUAAUAAUAUUUACAUCAUAUUAUAGUCCAUCAAUUAUUUAAGAUAAUUUUUUAACAUGUUUAGAUUGCUUAUUUAAUCCAAAUACUUGGUCUAAAAUAUUAUCUUGUGAAAUUAAUUUAUACUUAAAUGAUGAAGGUUAAACAUCAAAAAUUAUAAAUUAAGAAAAAUAAUACUUUAUUUCAGAUGGAAAUGAAUUCAAACCUUGUUUAAAGUGUAAAAAUUAUGAAGAUACAAAUAAUUCAUUUGAAGAUUCUAAGCAAACUAUCAAAGAAUUUCAAUAUUUCUGUUUAAAAAAUUCUAUUGACUUAUUUGUUCAAAAUAAAGAUUGUUUUUAAUGCUACAUAUAAGACUGUAAACUUUGUAGAAUCACACUAUUUAAGCAAGAAUGUAUUAUUUGUUGGUAAGGUUCUAAACUCAUUAAUGGAGAGUGCUAAAUGUAGGUUUUUAUACUACAACCAAAAAUUAAUUGCGUUUAACCUUAUUAUCUAGAUUAUCAAAAGAACUGUAAAUUAUGUACUAUAGAGAAUUGUAAAUAUUGUUUUGAAUAUAUAAGUAAUGAUUUAACUAAAUCUACAUUAUAUUUGAAUUUUAAUUAAUUUGAUAUGAAUGAAUAUCAUAAAAUAGGAUGUGCAUAAUGCGAAGAUAAUUUUAUAUUUGAUUUUCAAAUUGGAAAAUGUCUAUAAAAAUAACCAUCAAUAGAAAAUUGUUUAAGAUCUUUUAUUAAUUUAUAAAAUAUAGAAGUAUGUACUUUAUCAAAAUAUGACAAUUUUAGUAUAGCUCCUGCAAUUAGUAACUGCUUAAACUAUAUCUAAAAUUGCAAAUAGUGUAUAUUAACCCCAGAAAAAGAAAUUAAAUGUGUGUUGUGUAAUGAUGGUUUUACAGCAUCUAUAUAAACAGGAUAAUGUUAUUUAUGUUCAAUUCUAAAUUCUAAAACAUGUAUAGAAGGAUAGGCUGCACUAAAAGAUGGCUGGGUAUAAUAGAUUUAAAGUUUUUUAAUGCAAUUUCUUAAUAAUUAUUUUUAUCCUACAACCAAAAAUUUUAAUAAAAUAGCUGAGCUACCUUAAGAAUGUUAAAAUGGAUUCAAACCUAUCUUCACAAUUUAUUGCCAUUAAUAUUGUGAACCAAGAUGUUUAUCUUGCAUUGAGCAUAACUAAUAAUUUUUUUGUAAUUAAUGCCCUUUAAAUUAUUAUAAACAACCAAUUAGAUCUUCAGAAAAAGGAAAAUGUCUUCAAUGUAGCUAAUUAUGCUUAGUAUGUUAAUCAAGAACGCCUGAAGAAAUUAAUGUAUAGAUUUUAUAUAAAUUAGAAUAUAAAUCCUAGCUUUAAAAUCACAGAUUCUAAUUCUUUUUACACACAUAAAUGCUUAUAAAAAGCAAAUGAUUAAAAUAUUGUUAUAGAUCCAUACACUAAUUUAGCAAAAUAUUGCUAUCAAACUUAAUGUAUUGAUACCAUAACUUUUAAGGUAUUUUAAUAUUAUUUUUUAGAUUGAUUUUGAUUAUAAUAGUUUUAUUGAAAUUUUUAGUAAAGAGUUUUAUAAUUAUUAUGAAAAUUUGAUUAAUAUUAUAUAUUGCAAUGAAUUUGGAAUAAAAGAACUUUUUAUAUAAGUUGAUUUUAAGAAAUUUAAUAUGAGAGAAUGCAAUCUUAUAUAAAGGAUUUUAAUUGAAAACAAUUUUAAAUAGAAAAUAUUUUCUCUUUAAAAAACCCACUUGUAACUUAUUGGAACUUCUGAUGAAUAAAAAUAAUUCAUCUCUUACCUUGAAAUAUAAAAUUUUGACUCUGUAGAGAUAAAUUCAGCUUAUUUUAAAAUUUAAGAAGAAUUUUUUAUUUCUUUAACAAAUGACAGAAAUCCAAUUGAAUUUGCAAUAAUGAAUACAAUCAUUAAUUCUAAAUAAUUUAAUCAAUUUGAAUAUUCCUUAAAAUUAAACAAUUAUAAAAAACUAACAAUAAAAAAUGUGACAUAUGAUGGAUUGUUAAUCAUAAAUUAGUCCCUUUUUGAUUAUCUUACAUUAGAAUUUGAUAGUUAAAUAUUAAUAGAAAAUCUAAUAAUUUAGAAUUCCUAAUUUAACUAUUCUAAUUUAUUUACUUUUCCUAAUUUAAAAACCACUAUAAAAAUUGACCAUUUAAAAAUUAAUAAUUGUUUCUUUUAAAAUAGUGCAGUAUUUUCAUUCUCUUCUUAUUUAACUGCAAAUGUUGAUAUAAUUUAAAUGUAGGUUUUAAAUACUUAUUUUGUUUUCUCAACACUCAUUUAUAUUUCAGGCAAAGUAAAGAUUACUCUAAGUUUGUCAUCAUUCAUUAGCAACUAUAUUUAUAGUUCAAAUAUUUUAUUUUUAGAUUAAACAUCAGAAAUAUCUUAAAUUUAACUUGA
Paramecium sonneborni is the source of this 3906-nucleotide messenger RNA. The record is from the annotation of a GenBank genome assembly. Lineage: Eukaryota; Ciliophora; Oligohymenophorea; Peniculida; Parameciidae.